AUGAAGCCAGAGCUUCCCUUCACCGGCCUCGCGCCCUCUGCCGCCGCCGGGGCUGGGGCUCCCGCUCCCCACGAGUCCGUCCACCCGUCCGCCGACACUGAUGGACUGGAGGAGCUCGUAGAGGAGGUGCUGCCCCGCUUCCCGCCCGACGACCCCGCGAGCCUCGUCCGCGCCGCGCUCGUCAGCAAGCGGUGGUGCCGCCUCAUCUCCGGCCGCGGGUUCCGCCGCCGGUUACGUGAGUUCCACCGCUCGCCACCACUGUUAGGAUUCAUCUGCAACCAAUUCAAUUCCACCUCCAGCCGCUUCGUCCCCACAUCCCCCUUCCGCCCGCCCGGCGCCGACCGCCUCUGGCAGCGGCGGCGAGCAGUCAGCUCAGCCCACGGGCGCGUCCUCCUCCACCAUGCGUUCGGGUGCAAGCUCUUUGUCUGGGAUCCCGUCACGGACGAGGAGCAGGAGCUGCCCCCACUGUACCCAUACCGUUCCACUCUGAGCUGGAACGCCGCCGUGCUCUGUGCCGCGGCCGGCGGCGGCUGCGACCAUCUUGACUGCCGCUACGGCCCCUUCCUCGUCGUCCUGGUGGGGACUGACUAUGAGGGACAAACCUUCUCCCGUGUCUACUCAUCCGAGACUGAUGAGUGGAGCACUCCCAUCUACGCUGAGCUCCCAUCCGACAUUGAUACCUGCUGCUAUUUUGAGCAAGGGAGAUGUCUUGGAUCCACCUACCAGAUGCAGCCACCCCGCAUAAAACUGUGCUGAUGGCUACGGAGGAUGGAAGAAGGCUGGGAUUCGCCGUCGCGGAUAGGUCCAGCCGGCUCUACCUGUGGUCAAGGGAGCACGGUCCGGAUGAAGGUGAAAGAUGGGUACAGAACAGUGUCGUUGAGCUUGGUACGCUGCUCCCGGCUCAUGCCCUCUCAUCCAGAGCUCAGGUGGCUGGCUUCUCUGGGAAUGGAGUUGGAGUCAUUUUCAUACGGACUUGGGCUGACGGGGUCAUUUUUUACUUUCGAUCUCAAGUCUGGAAGAUGCAAGAGGGCAGGGGACAGCCGUGCCUUCAAUGGGAACAUAUCUAAUCUAGUGCAAACCACAACUUCGUGAAAACUCGUGCAAACCACAGCUAAAAAGUCGUCUAAAUUCACCAAAAAAUCACACAU
Molecule: messenger RNA, 1148 nt
Organism: Panicum virgatum (switchgrass)
Lineage: Eukaryota; Viridiplantae; Streptophyta; Magnoliopsida; Poales; Poaceae
Exons: 2
Coding region: 1-756 (251 amino acids)
Molecular function (GO): protein binding
Source: RefSeq, a predicted model, not a curated record